CUUCCCCAAGCCACCUGCAUUGAGUUGCUGAGUGUGAAAUGAAGUUUGUCUCUCAACAAGAACUGUUGUUUACUCUUGAAAUGCAACUGCCUCUCACUCCUGUGAAGCAGGUGCCUGCCUGGGGGCUCUUUGCUGUGCCUGUAGUCAGCCCAUGAGCAGCAGGUGUGUGGAAGCCAGACAGACCUGUUCUGCAAGUGUGUGCCUUCCUGUCAGCUGUGUGUUGGACAUCCCUGGGGAGACAGCUGGGCAGACCUAGAGCAGCAAGGAGCCGAAGCUGGGCGGGACUGGAGUAGAAAAAUCAGUGAGGAGGAACUUAAUCAUAAGAAUUACAACCCUACCAAAGGUAAUCAUCAGGGUUACUGGGAGUGGCCUCACAAACUGGGAACCGGCAGCAGGAGAGCUUCAGGAAAAGACAACCGCAGGGCAAGGGACGUGGUGUCACUCAGAAAGUGGGGGCUGGAGGCCUGCUUGCUUGUACCUGAGCAUGGCAGGGGAUGUGAAAAGAUUCUCACGGAUGCUGCUGGAGUGCAAUAGCAAUGACAAGCUAUGUGUUGUGCGUGAACAUCAAACGGAAGUGAUCGUUGUCCCAGCUCUCCUGGUGGGACUUUUUGUCAUUGUGCUCAGUGUGAUCCUCUGGCUCCACUGCCGCGGCCUGCGUGCAAAGCAGGAGCAAUCAGCACCAGCCAGAACCCAAGUGACAAGAAAGAAUCAGCAGGAACCCUGCUCAACAGAGAACCGCUACAUCCAGCUGAGUGAGAGCUCUGUGGAGAGCCUGCUAAAUUCUGCAUCCUUGACUCUGAAAGAAUUAGAGAUACCACGAGAGAAACUCUUACCAGACAGCUUGCAACUGAUCAAACUUGGUGCCUAUGGGAGCAUCUACAGAGCACAGUUGGAAACCGGGAGCUCUGGGAAGACUAAGGCUGUGGUGUUGAAAGCCUUGCAAGAUCCAGCUAGUCCCCAGAAAGUGAAGGAUUUCUUGGGAAGGAUUAAAUUCCAUCAAAACCUUGGCCAUCAUGAGAACCUGGUUGAAUUGGUUGGAUGUUGUGUAGACCAGCUCCCACUGUAUAUGAUCAUGGAAGAUGUGUCUCUUGGUGACCUGCUGACAUUUCUGUGGACAUGUCGGAAGGAUGUAAUGGCAAUGGAUGGUGUCCCCUAUGACCUCACUGAGAGGCAGGUAUAUGAGGUUGGACAGCAGGUUGCAGCAGCUCUGGCUUAUCUUGAAGAAAAGAACUUGUUCCAUGGUGACAUUGCUGCCAGGAAUGUCCUUCUCCAUCACAACUUCACUGCCAAGCUCUGUGGUUUGGGCCUGGCCUACGAAACUCACACACACGGUGCCAGCUCAGUCACACGGAAAGUGCCCGUCAAGUGGCAGGCACCAGAGAGGCUCCUGAGCAAACCCCCUACCAUCAAGGCAGACAUAUGGUCUUUUGGAAUUCUACUGUAUGAAAUGAUUACAUUAGGUGCUCCACCAUAUCCUGAGGUGCCACCUUCUGACAUCUUAUCCUACCUGCAGAAACAGAACAUUAUGAAGCAGCCCUCGAGCUGCCAGCAAGCCAUGUACAGCAUCAUGAAGUCCUGCUGGCAGUGGAGUGCAGCUGACCGGCCUUCCCCAGCACAGCUCUUGUGCUCCCUGGAAACAGCCAUGAAGACCAGCAACGGGCACACAGUGCUGCAGGUGCCUGAGCCAGUGGUGCCUGAACUCUAUGCUGAUGCUGCUGGUGUUGAUGUGCACAGCCUCGUGAGGGAAUACACAAUCCUCUGAAGGGUCCUUUCGUAUUUUGGUAAAGGAGAAAGAAGUCUCAGAGUUUUCCCUUUCUAAAUAUUUUGAAGCUCAGAACGAGGUGUGUAUGUUAGAAGGGAUCUCUUUGUUCUUCAGACAUCUGUAAAAUCUCCAUGCCAGACACAAGAAACUGUUAUCAUUAUUGUUAAAUCAACCUGUUGGUGUCAUUCUGCCAGUGGUCAUUUGGGAGUAAAGUGUGUUUAGGAAGCUGUAGAAAAUGAAAUGAGAAACUUGAAUUAAAGGAGUGUUAGGUUUGUGUGGCAAGGUUUUGGUGAUAGGGUGGACUGCAGAGGUGACUUCUGUGAGAGGAUGCCAGAAGCUUACCCCAGCUCCACAAUGGACCUGCUACUGGUCAAGGCUGAGCCCUUCAGCAACACUGGUAGCACCUCUGUGAUUACCUAUUUAAGAAAGUGUAAAAGAUACUGCAUAACAGCAGGUGAAAGAGAGGAGUGUGAAUGCGAGAGGAGCAGCUCUGCAAACACCCAGGCAGGCAGAAGGAGGGGCAGGGGCUGCUCCAGAGCUGGGAUUUCCCUGAGAUUCCAUGGCUGAGCCCCUGCAGCCCCUGGAGGGCAGGGAGGGUGCAGAGACCCACCUGCAGCCCCUGACAGAGCCCAUGCCAGAGCAGGGGGAUGUCUGGAGACUGUGACUCCAAGGGAAGCCUGUGCUGGAGCACAAUCUGUCCUGGCAGAAUUUGUGGAGAGAGGAGCCCUCAUUGGAGAAGGACUGCACCUCAUGGAAAGGGGCUCAUGCUGGAGCACUUAAUGAAGAACAACCCUUGCAAAGAACUUAUGUUGGAGAAAUUCUUGAAGGACCUACUUUCCUUUGGAGGGACCCCACAAUGGAGCAGGGAAGGUGUGUGAGGAGUCCUCCCCCUGAGGAGGAGCAGCAGAGACAAUGUGAGAUGAACUCACUGCAACUCCCAUUCUCCCUGCUGGAUGAGAAGAGGUAGAGAAAUUGGGAGUGAAGCUGAGCCUUGGAAGAAGAGAAGGGUGGAGGAAGGUGCUGCAGGACUUGGUUUUAUUUCUCAUUACACUUCCUAAUUUGAUUUGCAAUAAACUAAUUUUUCUCAAGUUGAGUCUCUUUUGCCCAUAGCAGUAGUUGGUGAACAAUCUCUCACUGUCCUUAUCUUGACCUGGGGGCCUUUUGUUGUAUUUUCUCUCCCCUGUCCGGUUAAGAAGAGGAAAUUAUGGAGUGGCUGGAUGGGUACCUACCAUUCAGCCAGAGUCAACCCACCAUGAGGUUUCUGGAAAUUUUUCCCAUCUUUUCUGUCCCAGGAAAAUGCAUCAGUUGAGUAUUUGAAAGAGGGGAUGUCCUGGGGAACAUGCUGGGAUGGUAUUCAAUAAUUCUCUGUGAUUUCUUCAGUGCUUAUACUCUAGCUUCCCUUGGGAGCAUGGGCACUGUAUUCAAACAUACAAACCCACAAAAACCAAUCCCCACACCUCCCUGCCCAACAACAGCAAAACCCUUCCUCUCUGUGGAUGCAGAAGCUGUUACACAAAUGUCAUACAUCUUCAUGGAGAGUGU
Messenger RNA from Zonotrichia leucophrys gambelii, 3304 nucleotides. It is a transcript of the gene STYK1, whose product is annotated as serine/threonine/tyrosine kinase 1. Gene Ontology annotation, cellular component: plasma membrane; signaling receptor complex. Lineage: Eukaryota; Metazoa; Chordata; Aves; Passeriformes; Passerellidae. Gene Ontology annotation, molecular function: ATP binding; transmembrane receptor protein tyrosine kinase activity. Gene Ontology annotation, biological process: positive regulation of kinase activity; cell surface receptor protein tyrosine kinase signaling pathway; protein phosphorylation. The record is from RefSeq and is a predicted model, not a curated record. The transcript has 11 exons. The coding region runs from base 485 to 1762 and encodes 425 amino acids.